AUGAUAUUGGCUUCAGCUGUAUCAUCGGCGCUUCGUUGUCAAAACGGUGAUGAAGUUGAGCUGAGAAUAUCGCCCGGCACUGGAGCGUCUGAGCAGAAAAUGGCAAAGAAGUUGGCUGCUUUGAGAAUGCGAAACAGUGAACGAAGAGCGCAAAGUGCAGCAAAAUUAGCCAGAACACCACAAACGAGCAAAAAGGAGCACAUCGAUUUGAAUUUAACAGCGAUGAAAUUCCUCAACGAAACCACAUCAGCUGGUGGCCCUCAUGGCGUUGACACCCUGCAAACACCGGUGUCAGUUUAU
Messenger RNA from Anisakis simplex (herring worm), 300 nucleotides. The record is from the annotation of a GenBank genome assembly. NCBI's taxonomy places the organism in Eukaryota, Metazoa, Nematoda, Chromadorea, Rhabditida, Anisakidae.